Molecule: messenger RNA, 1298 nt
Organism: Nyctereutes procyonoides (raccoon dog)
Lineage: Eukaryota; Metazoa; Chordata; Mammalia; Carnivora; Canidae
Gene: KCNMB3
Product: potassium calcium-activated channel subfamily M regulatory beta subunit 3
Exons: 4
Coding region: 32-883 (283 amino acids)
Biological process (GO): potassium ion transport; detection of calcium ion
Cellular component (GO): membrane; voltage-gated potassium channel complex
Molecular function (GO): calcium-activated potassium channel activity; potassium channel regulator activity
Source: RefSeq, a predicted model, not a curated record
AGGAGCCCGUUUUGUCCAGCCCCCUGGUCUCAUGCAGCCGUUCAGCGUCCCCGUUCAGAUUACACUCCAGGGUGGCCGGCGGCGCCAGGGGAGGACAGCCUUCACUGCCUCAGGGAAGAAUAGGAAUAUAGACCACCAUGAUGGAGACCUACCAGAUGUGCACAAAAAGCUGCCGCCCAGUGCUGGAGAGGACCGAGCCAUGCUGCUAGGGUUUGCAAUGAUGGGCUUCUCAGUCCUCAUGUUCUUUUUGCUUGGAAUAACUAUCCUAAAGCCUUUCUUGCUCAGCACUCAGAGAGAAGAAUCAAACUGUACCGUCAUCCGCACUCAUAUCAUGGAUGACUGGAUGGACUGUGCUUUUACCUGUGGUGUGGACUGCCGGGGCGAGGGCAAGUACCCAUGUCUUCAGGUGUUUGUGAACCUCACCCAUUCAGGUCAGAAAGCUCUCCUACACUAUAAUGAAGAGGCUGUCCAGAUAAAUUCCAAGUGCUUUUACACACCCAAGUGCCACCGAGACAGGAAUGAUUUGCUCACCAGUGCUCUGGACAUAAAGGAGUUCUUCGAUCACAAAAAUGGGACCCCCUUUACAUGCUUCUACAGCCCAGACAACCAAUCUGAAGAUGUCAUUCUCAUAAAAAAGUAUGAUCAAAUGGUUCUCUUCCACUGUUUAUUUUGGCCUACACUGACUCUGCUAGGUGGUGCCCUGAUUGUUGGCAUGGUGAGAUUAACACAGUACCUGUCCCUACUGUGUGAAAAAUAUAGUGCUACACACAGAGAUGAGGUGGGUGGCAAAGUACCUUAUGUGGAACAGCAUCAAUUCAAACUGUGGAGUGUGGGGAGGAGCAAAGCAAGGAGCAGAGAGAUCUUAAGAUGGUGGCCAGAUUAGUCUUGGCCUAUGGAUGCUUGGUGCUUUUUGCCUCUGAGGACCUAAUGAUGCCACUUGCAGACUAACCAUGUAGAGGCAAUUCAAACAUUUAAAAAGUCUCAUUAUGUAUUCUAGUUUUUCUAUAAAUACAUACAAACUCACCCUCUUUUCUUCUUAAAUUUCUUUCCACGUGCAUCAAGGCAGCGCUUUUUGUUCCUACAUGGCAACAUGAGCUCCAGGUAGCUAUGCUUUAUCUUAUUUUGGCUUUAGUGGAACUCACUGGUGUGGGAUAAAUGAUGAGGGUAUCUACCUAUUGAGUACUGAACAAGCAGCCUAGUUCUCUGCAGCAGAGUUUACAUCAAAACAUUUUUCAAAAAAAAUUUAGUAAUGAGCAAGUCAUUCACUGUUAGGAAGAUUGUAAUCUGGUAAUUUCAAA